Messenger RNA from Paramisgurnus dabryanus, 2209 nucleotides. RefSeq names its product isthmin 1 (gene ism1). Gene Ontology annotation, biological process: negative regulation of angiogenesis. NCBI's taxonomy places the organism in Eukaryota, Metazoa, Chordata, Actinopteri, Cypriniformes, Cobitidae. The record is from RefSeq and is a predicted model, not a curated record.
CUGGACCCCGAGGUGGCUCCGCUGUGGUGUUGCGGCUCCUCGUCCGCGGCGGAUCCGGAGAUCGGAGUGUCUGCGGCGGCAGGAGGCGGCACCGGGACCCCGGCAGCACCGCAGGGUCCUAAGAGCGCUCGGGUGAAGAGGAUGGUGCGGCUGGCCGCGGAGCUUCUGUUGCUGCUGGGACUCUUGAUAUUGACUCUACACAUCACUGUGUUGCGGAGCAGUCCGCUUCAACAGGGCAAUGACACUGUGAGCUCAGUGAAGGACUCACAAGUGGAGAAGAAUAAUGUCAAUGCAGAAAGCAGUUCUGGGACCAGACAGUCCAGGGUGGCUCACAGUUCAGCAUCUCAGCCAUGGGUACAGAGUCAUGUAACGGGAGGCAGCUUGCAGAGAGACGGCCCGGGAGCUUUUCUGCUGGACCUGCAGAACUUUCCUGAUCUUUCCAAAGCUGACAUAAAUAAACAGAACCCUAAUAUACAGGUUACCAUAGAAGUGGUGGACAGUCUGGAAGGUUCAGAGUCAGAAAAAGGAAUGCGUAAAGAAAACAAACCAGGCUGGGCAGCCACGAACUGGAGGAACUGGUGGCAACGUUCUUCUUCCUCAUCCUCCGCGUCUACCCCGAAGGGGCCGGACGAACAGGAUUACCCCUAUGAGAGCAAAACAGAAGACAGCAACUUCCUCAAGCCGCUUGGAGACUGGGAACGGAGAGGAGCUGCCGGCACAGGGAGCAGAACCCCCCAGACAGAAUAUGACUACAUAGAUGGGGACGGUGACUGGAGUGGUUGGUCGCCGUGCAGUGUAACCUGUGGAAAUGGUAACCAGAAGCGGACCCGGUCGUGUGGAUAUGCCUGCACCGCCACGGAGUCGCGGACGUGUGACAUGCCCAGAUGUCCAGGGAUUGAAGAUGCCUUCAAGACAGCUGCGACAGAAGUCAGUCUGCUGGCCGGCACAGAGGAGUUUAAUGCAACAGAGCUCUUUGGAGUGGAUACCGACAGUUGCGAGCGCUGGAUGAAUUGCAAGAGCGAGUUCCUCAAAAAAUACAUGAGCAAAGUAGCCACCGACCUACCCAGCUGCCCCUGCUUUUACCCAACCGAGGUGGCCUACAGUACAGCAGACGUCCACGAUGCCAUCACGAAACGUAACUUCCGUUGGAAGGAUGCCAGCGGCCCGAAGGAGAAACUGGAGAUCUACAAACCCACCGCGCGCUACUGCAUCCGCUCCAUGCUCACGUUGGAAUCCACCACGCUGGCCGCUCAGCACUGCUGCUAUGAUGACAGCAUGAAGCUCAUCACCCGUGGCAAAGGAGCCGGAACGCCAAACCUCAUCAGCACGGAGUUCUCUGCUGACCUGCACUACAAGGUGGACAUCCUGCCGUGGAUCAUCUGCAAGGGUGACUGGAGUCGCUACAACCAGGCUCGACCUCCAAAUAAUGGCCAAAAAUGUGCAGAGAACCCCCAGGAUGAGGACUACUACAAACAGUUUGAAGAGGCCAGAGAGUUCUGAGUCGAGGAUGUUGGACAUACUGUGAAACUUUUGAACUUGUAAGGAUUGAGCAGAACAAAGUAUUACUGCACACAAUGUGGAAAACUGUGGCUGUGUGUUUGGACUUUUAACACAGCGGAGCUAAAUCUCUGGCUCUUGACAUAGUUUGAAAGUGAAAAAAUAAUAACACCCAAGAUAAUAACCACGUAACUCUUCAUGGUUCUCUUUGUAUAACAUCUAUAUGAGCUGGGUUAUUUGGCAUCUGCCUAAUUUUGCUAUGAGGAAUUAAAGGGAAAAUAUAUUUUAUAAAGGGAAACCAAUGCAGGAAUCACCAUUUAACCUCCACUUUACAAAAAGCAAAAACAAUCAACGAGUUUUCAUGUGUUUUUGCAUGCUUGUAUUAUUCCCAACAUGUGGUCGGUAACCCUCUCUUCUCAGGAUCUUUGGAUAGCUAUUGGGUAUUAUUACUAUAUUGGUUAAUGUGCAGGUUCCCAUGUACCCAAGCAUACAUAUCUAGCUGGUAUGAACAGAAUUCAUACAUUAUAUAAUGUCCUGUUGUAUCCCUUAAAGUUUUUGGUGACAAACAGUGAAGUCGAUCCCUGCAUUAUCUUUACAAAGUAUUUAUUGAGUCAUAGUUAUGUGUCAGUGGUAGAGAUUUAUAAAGAGAAUUUGUGCAUAGAGAUGUAUGGACACAUUUUGAGUGAUAAAUAAAUAAAUAGGUCACAUUAAA